UUGAUUUUGGCUGUAUCGGUACUGGUCCCAUGGCAGACUCACCCUACGCAGCUCCCCCAGAGGAAUACGGUUGUCCCCUCUGUACGGAUGUCCUGCGAGACCCCGUCACCAUCCCCUGUGGGGACACAUAUUGCCUGGAGUGCAUAAAGAUCUACUGGGACCAAGCGGACCACCUGGGUGUGUACAGCUGCCCCCAAUGCAGGGCAACCUUCACCCCCCGGCCUGUCCUCAGGAGGAAUGUCCCAAAUGUGGCACAUGACGAUGGCCACCAGCUGCCUAAACUCACCCCCUUCCCAUUCCUGCAGCGCGAUUCCCUCUGUGACUUCUGUAUUGGCCGCAAGAGUAAAGCCGUUAAGUCCUGCCUUAUGUGCUUGGCCUACUACUGCGAGACCCACAUCAAGCCGCAUUAUGAGUCGUCCACCUUCAAGAAGCACAAACUGGUUGAUGAGACAGGACACCUGGAACGCAAGAUCUGCCCACAGCAUGAGAAGGGCCUGGAACUCUUCUGCCGCUCUGACCAGAUGUGCAUCUGCGUGCUGUGCACCGUGAGAGAACAUCGCAGUCAUAACAUUGUCUCAGCAGAUGAGGAGCGUGCUGAAAAACAGAAAACGCUGGUGGUGACACAAGCAGAAAUUCAGCACAUCAUUCAGGACCGGUUGAAGGAGCUACAGGAGCUAAGACACAAUGUGGAAGUUCUUAAAAGCUGUUCAGAGAGAGCCAUGUCUGACUGCAAUAAGACCUUCACUGAGAUGGCAGCGGCUGUGGAGCGCUGGCGCUCUGAGAUCAACAGCUUGAUUGAUGCCAAUGAGCAGGCUGCCAUGUCCCAGGCAGAGGGCUAUGUUGAGCGGCUGGAGCAGGAAAUCAUGGAGCUGCAGCGCAGAGAUAUGGAGCUCAGACACAUCCUGGAAACUGAGGACAACAUCCACUUCCUGCAGAAUUUCCCUACCCUGUGUGUCCCUCCUGAACCGACGGUGCCCAAAGUGCUCAUCAACCCAGAAUUUUCCUUUGAAGAGGUCACUAAAACAGUCACCAAUAUGAAGGAGCACCUAGAGGACAUCUGUAAAAAAGAGCAGAGCAAAAUCUCCAAAACAAUCAGUGAAACGCCAGUAUAUAUAAUGCUACCCAGGAAUGGAGGCAGACGUUUUAAAGCUCCGUCCAGGAAAGAGCUUCAAGAGCCUGAAACCAGAUCAGACUUUCUAAAGUAUUUGUGUCAGCUUACUCUGGACCCCAACACGGCAUACAGAGAGUUGGUCUUGUCUGACGGUAAUCACAAAGUGACCAGAAAAAAGUCAACUCAGUUCUAUCCUGACCACCCAGAGCGAUUUGACAGCUUUUCACAAGUGCUGUGCCAGGAACCACUGAGUGGCUUCCGGUACUACUGGGAGGUACAGUGGAUUGGGGAGUUUUCCCUUGGAUUGGCUUACAAAAGCAUCAGUCGUAAGGGGAAGAAUUCCAGCAGCCUGCUGGGCUACAACGACAAGUCUUGGACCUUGCUCUGCUCUGACACUGGAUACUCUGCCUGGCACAACAAGAUCAACAAAGACCUACCAUCCUCCUUGAAGGUCUCUAGGAUUGGGGUGUACCUGGACUAUGCUGGGGGCUUGAUCGCCUUUUAUGCCGUUUCCAAUUCAAUGCAGCUCAUCCACCGCUUCCAGGCUCGCUUUUCUGAGCCACUGUUUGCUGGGUUUGGGGUUGGCUCAACUGUGUCCAUUUGCCAUUCGAAUUAGAGUUCCACCCUGUUUUAGAGACCGUUUGACAGCAUGAAAGAUCAGUACUGAGAAUAAUCAGCUUCAGCUUGGCACCCUAGAUUUUGUAAUAUAAAUUUGGUUUUAGACAUUUUUUUUUUAAUUUCUUUCUCAAUUAGUUGUAUCAGUGGAAAAUAAAAACGGAUUUCCAAGUAUCAAUUUUCCCAAAAGAUGUUACAGAGAGUAUUUCAUAAAAUAAAGUAAAGUAAGGCGCAUGGUCUGAAACUUUGCUGCUCUGCGGGUGGGGGGAGGGACUCCUUGAGGAGGAUCGCGGCAGGGUUGCGAUGGUGUUUCCUCAGCUGCACACAGGAAUUGAUAAUAGAUGGGGUACAAUAGAUCACUUUUCUGAUAAAAAACAUGAUCGCAGCUCCGGGCUGCGGUGGCACACAGCUAAAGUAACAGACCUUGAUGCAGGCAUCAGUUUGUUACAGUUCCCAGUCCUGCCAAAAAAACCGAGUUUGGCCAGCUCUCAUGGAGUGUCAUAAUUGGCUCGCUGCUACAGAGGGAGGGACUCGGCUGGGGCUGGUAGGAUCGCCGCGUACAAUAGCAUCCCGGUUGCCUCAGAAUCACGGUCACAGGCUAUGAGACGAGACGUCUUGAAGAAGGCAUGUUGUUCUCUGGGCCACCAAGGGAUGAUGUAUCCCCAGCAAACACUAAUUGGAUUAGAUAGGGUACAAUUGGCUAAGGGAAAAAAGGGAAAAAAUCUGAAAUAAAUAGUAAAAAAUUAAAAAACAUGAUCGCAGCUGUCUGGGAUUACCUUGAGAGUUAAAAUAAAUUGAGACAGUCAAAGCCUACCUAAGAACUGUGGCAAGUUCUUUGAUAUGUUAGAAACAAUCUACCAGCCAAUUUUCUUAUAACGGCUUGUUUUCAAAGUUGGCAAGCCAGCUGUUACAGAUCAAUACGAAACAAACACUGCUGGGACCACUCAUUCUGUCUGUAAUUCAGAGACAUACAUGCUUUUUAUAAUUGCAUGACUGUGUAGUUUAUUAAAUUUGAAUUAGACAUCAAAAUUCUAAAUUUCAAUAAUGAAUUGUCCAUAGACUUAACACGGGGAGACACAAUGUUAACAUAAAUCAGGCAAAUCUAAAGUUUGAAAAAAACAUUAGAAUCACAACAGCAUUAUGUUCAGCAACAGUUUCACAGGCAGGUUGUAGAUUACAUUACAUAGCACAACAACAGCAGUGCCCGCAGUCUCACUGACUGUACAAAGUGGAAAACACUUUGCAUUUUAUGAAAAUGUGUAGGAUAUAGUAAAGCGAGGGUGGCCAAAAAGAGACCAGACAGCAAGGGCAGUGUACAUAUAGAGCAAACUUACAGCUAAUUUGGCAGCUGUUACACAUCCCCUGUACUUGGCACUGCAUCCUCCCAAUCUCCACCAACUUCAAGGCAAUAGGCACGCAACAUGGACUUAAACGAUUGGUGAUAGCGUUCUAAAGCGCCUUGGGACUCAGGGUGGAACACGCUGGAAGUACAAUGCUUAACGUGGAGUGACUUUGUGUUUGUUAGUCCUGAAAAGUAAUCAGUCAUACCGUUUUUGCACUGAUUAUAGACGUGGUAAUGCAGUUACCAUUCCCGACAGUUAUCCAUUGCCCCGAAUGGAUGAUUGUGUCGAUCGUGUUGGCUCGGCGAAGUUCGUGACUAAGUUAGACCUCCUAAAAGGUUAUUGGCAGGUCAAGCUUACUGAACGAGCCAAAAAGAUUGUCACCCUUGAUUCAUUUUUACAAUAUACAGUCAUGGCCUUUGGAAUGCACAACGCGCCAGCUUGCUUUCAAAGGCUUGUUAACAUCAUAAUUAAAGGAAUGACAGGGUGUGGGGCCUAUUUGGAUGAUCUAAUCCUGUACAGUAAUUCAUGGAAUAUUCAUCUGCAACAGCUUCGAGAGCUUUGUUUCUCUGAAGUCACAGUGAGUCUACAUAACUGACAUUGAGAUACAUGUUCUUCUGUACUCUUGCGGUUACAUAAACAUUCUCUUCUUAUGAGCUUUGUUUUUAUAUGAAGUUAAUGGUAGCUACAUUUUCAUGAUACAUGUUUAUGAUUAUUUGGUUUAGCUUUUUUUAAACACAGUUGCUUCACGUAGCGCUACACUCUAAAAAAUUCUGGUUUGAAAAUAACCCAAUAUGGGUAGUUUCUGACCCAGCUGCUGAGCACAUGCUGGGUUGAUCCAACACAUUGAUUUGGGUUAGGUUUAGCCAAGCAAAACUGGGUUGAUCAUUACAGCCUAAUGUUGGUUUAUUGAGUUUUUAUGGGUUUGAAUUGAAUCUCGUGGCUGGGUUAUGUUUGUAUUUCAGUGUCCCUGUGAUUCCCGGAAAAAUGUUAAAUUAAUUAUCAUUAAUAAACACAAACACAAGAUAA
Messenger RNA from Conger conger (European conger), 4095 nucleotides. RefSeq names its product finTRIM family, member 84 (gene ftr84). NCBI's taxonomy places the organism in Eukaryota, Metazoa, Chordata, Actinopteri, Anguilliformes, Congridae. The record is from RefSeq and is a predicted model, not a curated record. The coding region runs from base 30 to 1727 and encodes 565 amino acids. Gene Ontology annotation, molecular function: zinc ion binding; protein binding. The transcript is spliced from 7 exons.